UAAAAAGGAUUUUAAAACUACCAGUUUGUACUCCAAACUACGUACUCAUGCUAGAAACGGAGGUAGAGGAUACACAUAUAUAUACCCUGGGACUGCACUUAAAAUAUAUAGGAAAAACUCUGUUUCAGCAUUCGGGCGCUAGAUUGCCAAACCAGCUAUCCAAUAUUGCAUUACGCAGAAAUGUCUUCUGGGUAAAAGAACUGAAAUCCUUAGCUGCAAGUAUGGAUAUUCAAUGGCCUGAAGCAUUUCCUUCAUCAAGCCUAUGGAUUCACAGAAAAACGGAAAGCCAACAAAGAAUAUAUAAAUACCUGGACCCGAACAAAGCCUAUCUCUAUCUUAAUGAGCGAUACACAUCAGAAAAUAUUACUUGGAUAUUUAAAGCUCGCAGUGGAAUGAUAUCCCUGGGUUACAAUAACUUUGAAGAGAAUGAGUCGGAAAAAAUGUGUAAGCUUUGCAACCUAAGAGAAACAGAAACUUUGGACCAUUUCCUUGGAAUUUGUCCGGUUCUAAGAGAAUUUAGAUUGGCCGCCUUUAGUAAAGCAUCAUUGAGCUUCGUAGAAGUACUCCAUAUACUAGACGGAAUUGAAGUGGGAAAUUGGGAUAAGCUAACAACUUAUUUACGAAUGGCUUAUAAUUAUCGGCAACUUUUAUUAAAUGAAUAUCAUUAAUUAAAAUUUAAAGUUUAUGCGACAGACGUUAUACACAUAGUCGCUAAUAAAUAUUACUUCUUUCUAAGAAUAAAUGUACAUAUUUAGAAAAUUAAUUUUAAGUAACAUAUCUGCUAUGAAUCAAAGAUUUUAUUCGAAUAAAGAAGUCCUA
This is a messenger RNA of Stomoxys calcitrans (stable fly), 819 nucleotides long. RefSeq lists its product as uncharacterized. The record is from RefSeq and is a predicted model, not a curated record. The coding region runs from base 48 to 668 and encodes 206 amino acids. Lineage: Eukaryota; Metazoa; Arthropoda; Insecta; Diptera; Muscidae. The transcript is spliced from 2 exons.